Pundamilia nyererei is the source of this 1075-nucleotide messenger RNA. RefSeq names its product transmembrane protein 82-like. NCBI's taxonomy places the organism in Eukaryota, Metazoa, Chordata, Actinopteri, Cichliformes, Cichlidae. The transcript has 6 exons. The coding region runs from base 1 to 1035 and encodes 344 amino acids. The record is from RefSeq and is a predicted model, not a curated record.
AUGUUUCUCCCCUUGAUCCUGGGAACCACUGGAUGGACACCUUUUGAUUCAAAACCAUUUGACUGCUUUCUUCAAGGGCUUGUAGGUGCAUGUGGAAUAUCAGUGCUGUACAACCUGCUGAGAGUCUACAAUUUUGUUCAAAAUUCCAAUGAUUCUGACUCUGGAAAUGGAAGCAAACCCAGGUCAUCCUCACUGGGCACGUCUCUGAGAGGGAACUGGAGAUCAGCCCUCCAGUUCUGGAUUCUGACUGUCCUCCUCUCUCUGAUGGGCUCGAGGGUUUUCUCCCUGAUAGUGCUGGAGUUUUCCCUCAGGGCUGUUUCUACCUGGGCGUCAGCUGGACUGGAUGCCAGUGGCAGAGGUCUAGACAUGAUCCUAAUCCAGAGCCAGUUCUCCCUGGGUUGUAGCCUCACCGGCACUCUGAUCUUCCUCCAACAGAGGGCUCCACACAGCUCCCUCAGCUUAUUUCUGGCAGCUGCUCUCAGCUGGAAACUGGCAAGCUUGAGCCACAGUCUGUGGAUCCAUGUGGCCAGACUCUACCCGCUGCACAGCACUAAACAGUACUGUGGGAAGUGCAUCACUCUUCUAACCUCCGGACACACCAUACUGGCUUCACUGCAAAGAGCGGUUGUCUUGGCUUUUGCUGUAGCAAGUGUUGCUUCCACCGCUACAGUUUAUGACCACUUCCUGUCCCAGAAGGAUGCUAUGAAGUUCUGGACUCUGCUGACGCUCUGUUACAUUAUGUUGCUCGUGUAUAUUCAAGAGGAUGAGCAUCGGCAGACAGGCACAGCGGCCCUCCUGCACUCUGUAGUUAUGCGGCUGGGAGCCUUGCUUGUCCUCAUGCUUGCAAUGGGAUACUGGUCUGAUGUGUUUCAAAUCCUCAUCGCGUUUCUGGGAGAAGCAGUCUGCCUGUUGCCUUCUUGGGAUCUUCUGCAGGCUUUGCUGAAGGAAGAAAAAGAGGAAUCAAGCUUGAGCAGACGUGACGAGCGCUCCGGUCACAAAGGAACCACAAUUAAAACAUCAUCACGUGGCAGAUAACAGUGCACUCAAACUCCACCACAAUGAUUAUCAUUGACUG